CUCCUCCCUCCGCGCCUCCCGGGGGAUGAGCGUCCGCCGCCCGCCCGCCCCCAACCCCAGCGCGGACUGGCGCACAGCCCCGGCGCCGCGGCUCCGCGCUCCGGAGAGGCUGCUUCCCCCGCGGCCGCUGCCCCUGGAGCCGCCUCCGCGGCCUGCGGCUGCGACGUGGCCCGUGGCGGGUUCAGCCCCACGAAGAUGAACUGGACGGCCACGACGUGCUGGGCCCUGCUGCUGGCAGCCGCCUUCCUCUGCGACAGCAGCGCGGCCAAGGGUGGCCGUGGAGGGGCGCGCGGCAGCGCCCGGGGCGGGCUGCGUGGGGGCGGGCGCGGUUCCCCGAGGGUGCGCGUGAGGCCUGCGCCCCGCUACGGACCCGCGGGCUCCUCCCUGCGCGUGGCGGCGGCAGGGGCAGCGGCCGGGGUAGCGGCCGGGGCAGCCGCGGGCCUGGCGGCAGGCUCCAGCUGGAAAACAGCCGAGGGACCCGGAGCCAGCGGCCCGUGGGACGGGGAGGACGAGGCGCCCGGCGGCAACGGGACCGGCCCGGGCCUCUACAGCUACCGGGCUUUGACUUCGGGCGCUGGGCGCACACGCACCGACCCACGCCUCUGCGGGCUGCUGGGUGGGGCCCUCGGGGUCCUGGGGCUGCUGCGACCCUAGGCCUGACUGGGGUGGGGGUGGGAGGCAGCCAGGCCCUCAGGCCGCCAUUGCGCAAGCCCACCCACAAGAGGGCCGGACAAUGAGCGCCCUUCCCCUUGCAGCCUACAACCCCCAGAGCGAGACGGGCUGCCCGGGGCCUCUCCUACCUGUGACCCACAGGGCCACUUGCUAUCCACCAUCCUGUCCACAGGGUGGUCCCACAGGCUCCAGGGCCGCUCUCCCUCCCCUCCAGUGGGGAGAUACACCACACACAGAGGCAGGUGUCCUGGGGCUCCUGUGUCACGUCCCCAGCCAGUUGCCCACCAUCCUCUCCAGAGCACUGAAGAGAGGUGCCAAGACCAGACCCUCCGGCCACUCCAGCACCUGACACCACCGAGGGCAGCUGACCCCACCCUGGACACCUGAGAAGCAGCUGUGGACGGUGCCGACCACCAAGUAGAAAGGCCUCCCCCACAGAACCAGCCAGAGGCGACCCAAGGAUUCAGAAUUGGACGGAGGGGGAGGUUGUAGCAUGGAGAAUUUCCACUGCUAACCACCUGUACAGAAGCGGCAGUUUCAUAGACUUUAUAGAGCUUGUCCUUCCCAGAAAUGCCACUGUGGUUAUCUCUGGGUGGUUUCUAGAACAUACCUGCCCACAGGGCACCUGCCCAGGAUGCCAGUGACCAGGGGAGAAGCCCACAUUUUCCUUUGAGCCACUUUGCUCCAACAACUUCCUAAAGAGUCAUCUAACUCUACUUGGGACACAUCUGGCGAAAAAGAAAGGAAUGUCUCGGUUAAACUUCAAGAGCCUUCCAUUUUCUUUGAACUUGAGGUUCACGUUUCAGGUUCUAGAGUUCCCACGUACUUGGGGCGAGGAGAGGGGCAGUCAACAGCCAAUCCCACAAAAGAGCCCCCAUGGGCACAGCCCGAGCCAUGGUUCCAGGUAGAUCUCCCAGUGGGCAGCAGCUGGGCCAGGGCCAGGCAGGGAGGCCUGGGUGAGGGCACCAGGGUGGGCUCAGCGGAGACCAGGAGCCCUGGACAAGCGGCGUGAGGAUGUGAACUCAGGCUGCAUGCGCCACGGCAGCUCCAGCAGAGGGGAAGGCAGCCGAGAAGGCUGUGCCCUGUGCAGUGCCACGUGGGUUUGUGUGAUCAGAGGACAUUCUGGGGAUGGGAUGGAAACCAAGAAGCUGCUGAGGAAACCCCAGGCUUCCUGCCACCGUCCAAAUGCCUCUUUGCAUAAAGCAAGCACUUCCUUUUUUGGUGCCGAGGGGCCUGCUCCAGAACCGGAGCCAACAUGGUUCAUGCACCUGGAGCCGCGACCCUGAGUAGACCUCUAGCCUCGAAAUCUCGUCCUCCUCCGGUGCUCGGGCGGAGCCGCCUCCGAACCCACCCUCACUGCCCCAGCACCGUGGGGCCGUGCCUUUGGACCCGGCUGACGGACACCUGUGCCAAGACCAGAAUCUCCCACCACCCCUCAUCCCACAACCGGCAGCAGCUCCACGGGAGUGGAGGGGCUUGGCACGCUCCUGGUGGACCUGGAACAAGUAUCCACAGGCUGCAGCCUCAAGAUGCGGUCAGCCGGCCUGUGUCCACACUGCCAGUGCUCCCGGCAACCCAGAGAGUCCAGGGGAGCCUCUGUCCCACCCAGACCAGCCUGAGGUGACCAAAGACCCGUCCACCAAUGCCAGGCCCGCCUGGGGCCUCACCAGCAGUGCGCUCCCAGCGAAUCCACCCAAAACUGCCUCCCUCUGAUGCACAGGGGGACUGCGUGGAGACCUCGGCAAGGGAGAGCACCCAGCGGCCCCUGCGUCUGAGCUCAGUUCUUACAGCACCCAGGCCCAAGCCCACCCCCCACUCGCACUCCCAAACUUGGCUUCUCAGUUGGCCCCAGGACGGCCUCACACUGCACAGCCAUGUGCGAGCCAGAGGCCAUGGGGUCCUUCUGGGUGAGACAGAAGCAUCAACCCAACCUGACAUCCUGCGUGUCCAGCAUUUGAUGCAGCCCAGAGUGCCAAACACCCCAGCCGCCCAGCCAGGGCUCCUGCAGGAGGCACACAGCGUGCUCCACGGGGGGACCCCAGGAGUCCAACACAGGGACAUCUUAAGGGGAGCACAGGCUGGGGAGACGCCACCUGGGCUAGCCCGGUCCAAGGGGGUGAGGGCACGACAUCCGGCCCUAGCUGAGAAGCAGGCACCCCUACAUCAAGGGAAGGGCUGCCCUGGGUGCCAGUGUGCCCAGGGCCUGGGUGGAGGGUCAGCACCAGGUGGUGCCGUGGGAAAGUAAUAAAGCGAGUCCAGAGGCCCCUGUCCAAGUGCAGGGCCCUGGCCUGUACCCAGCUCCCACCCUACCUGCCCUUCGUCUCCCUCCAUCCCCCCUCAUCUAGAAAGCAGGCUGGCAGCAGGGUUUGGGAAAGCGCCUCUCACACCUCUCACCCCCGCCAUGAGCGAACACAGAUCCCAUGGCUCUUCUGCUACCUAAAGGGGUGCCUGGGUGGGCUGGAGGCCCCAGUCUCCCUGCCCCAGUGGGCAGCCCUUCUGAGGAAUGGGUCCCCUCCAGGGGGGUAGGGGACAGGCUGGUCCUGGACUCUGCCUCGGCUGUUCUGACCACACGUCAAUGCCUGUGUGCACAUUUUAAUGCUGUUGUGAAAAUAAACCACUCUGCUGGCA
Molecule: messenger RNA, 3300 nt
Organism: Choloepus didactylus (southern two-toed sloth)
Lineage: Eukaryota; Metazoa; Chordata; Mammalia; Pilosa; Megalonychidae
Gene: SPRN
Product: shadow of prion protein
Exons: 2
Coding region: 196-654 (152 amino acids)
Biological process (GO): protein import into nucleus
Cellular component (GO): membrane; nucleus
Molecular function (GO): nucleic acid binding
Source: RefSeq, a predicted model, not a curated record